Molecule: messenger RNA, 381 nt
Organism: Sugiyamaella lignohabitans
Lineage: Eukaryota; Fungi; Ascomycota; Dipodascomycetes; Dipodascales; Trichomonascaceae
Exons: 1
Coding region: 1-381 (126 amino acids)
Biological process (GO): respiratory electron transport chain
Source: RefSeq, a predicted model, not a curated record
AUGUGUACAGUUUUUCAUGUUACUAACACGAGCCUAGAUCCAACUGGUAUCACCGGUAUUUGGCAACAUCCUAAUCCACGACCAGCUCUUGUGAAGGUUUAUGAACAUACUCUAUCGUUAUUAUCGUCUAAAUUUCCCACCGAAAGUGUAUACAGACAAUCAGUAGAAAACCUUACUAAGGCACGUAAGCAAAUUGUUGAGGAAAACGAAGUUGGAGAGGUCAUUGAACAAAAAAUUGGUGCUGGUCUUAUAGAGGAAAUUCUCGAGCAGGCUGCUGAAGAAUUUCGCUUAGCUGAGUACCUGGCGGAUCAGAAGCCUUGGGAAGAGCUCGAGGUCAAACCUUCGGAAGAUCAAUGGAAAUAUUUUGAUCGUUCUGAGUAG